This is a messenger RNA of Apus apus (common swift), 15128 nucleotides long. It is a transcript of the gene DPF3, whose product is annotated as double PHD fingers 3. The transcript is spliced from 13 exons. Gene Ontology annotation, biological process: nervous system development. The record is from RefSeq and is a predicted model, not a curated record. The coding region runs from base 193 to 1200 and encodes 335 amino acids. Gene Ontology annotation, cellular component: nBAF complex; nucleus. NCBI's taxonomy places the organism in Eukaryota, Metazoa, Chordata, Aves, Apodiformes, Apodidae.
ACUGUCAUUCACAACCCCCUGAAAGCCACGGGACAUGGAUCACCUCCUGGAACUAUACUCGGGGACCAGUUCUACAAAGAAGCCAUUGAGCACUGUCGCAGCUACAACUCUCGGCUGUGUGCUGAGCGAAGCGUCCGCCUCCCCUUCCUGGAUUCACAAACUGGGGUUGCUCAGAACAACUGCUACAUCUGGAUGGAGAAGAGGCACAGGGGACCAGGUCUGGCCCCAGGUCAACUGUACACGUACCCAGCACGUUGCUGGCGCAAAAAGAGGCGUUUGCAUCCCCCUGAGGAUUCCAGGCUGAAGCUGCUGGAAAUUAAACCUGAAGUUGAUCUGCCUCUGAAAAAAGAUGGGUUCACCUCAGAAAGUACAACUCUGGAAGCCUUGCUGCGUGGAGAGGGAAUAGAGAAAAAACCGGACACUAAGGAAGAAGACACUAUACAAGAAAUCCAGAGGGUUUUAGAAAAUGAUGAAAAUGCAGAUGAAGUGAAUGAGGAAGAGGAUUUGGAAGAAGAUAUUCCAAAACGAAAGAAUAGGCCUAGAGGACGGCCAAAGACCCCCACCUGGAAAAAAAUUUUCCAGAAAAAUGCUCGGGGAUCUGGAGGUGGCAGGAGACGGAAUGAUGCUGCCUCCCAGGAUGAUCAUGACAAACCCUAUGUUUGUGACAUCUGUGGCAAGCGUUACAAGAACAGGCCUGGGCUGAGCUACCACUAUGCUCACACCCACCUCGCCAGUGAAGAAGGGGAUGAAGCCCGUGAGCAAGAAACUCACUCUUCACCUGUCCACAGAAAUGAAAACCACAAACCCCAGAAAGGACCGGACGGGGUCAUCAUUCCCAAUAACUACUGUGACUUCUGCCUCGGAGGCUCCAAUAUGAACAAAAAAAGUGGCCGGCCUGAGGAACUUGUAUCGUGCUCAGACUGUGGGCGCUCUGGACACCCGACCUGCCUGCAGUUCACCACAAACAUGACUGAGGCUGUUAAAACCUAUCAGUGGCAGUGCAUUGAGUGCAAAUCCUGCAGCCUUUGUGGGACCUCUGAGAACGAUGACCAGCUGCUCUUCUGUGAUGACUGUGACCGUGGCUAUCACAUGUAUUGCUUGAACCCACCGGUCUUUGAGCCCCCAGAAGGGAGCUGGAGUUGUCAUUUGUGCCGGGAGCUGCUCAGAGAGAGAGCAUCAGCUUUUGGCUUCCAAGCCUGAGGAACUCCAGCAGUCAAGAAACACUUUGCUCCUAGUGUUGCCAUACCAGCACAUUAUUUCCAUCCAGAACACAAAGACACAACCCACAUCAAAACAAAUGGACACUCAAAUACAGGAAGAGGUAUCUGUAGUAUUCACUGUCACUAAUGCUGUACCUCCUGAGCUCUACUAGAAGGAUCGUGUACUUGUCCGAUGCUCCGGAUGAAAUCUCUUCACUGCUCUGCAUGGUUGCUGCUUGCCAUUACAGGCUCACAUGCAUUAUAGAAGGGGGACUGUUAAUUUAUUGACAUGGAGAAGUCAAUUUUUUGUGGCCUUGUGCUUUCUGUUUAGUCUUCUUUUUAAAGAAAUAAUAAGAUAUCUCCCAAGGAAUUACUGGUGAGUACUUUGGCUGGGAGCAGUACCAGUUGUUUCUCUUCACAGGCUUGACUGGAAAUCUCUUUACCGCAACCACUCUGUAUUCAUAGGGAGCUUUGAGAGUUGCCUUAGUUCAGUACUUCCCAGGUCAUCAACAACACCUUGUCACUGAGAGAAGAACUGAUAAAAUUUUUUGGGGGGGCGACACUUUCUUCCUUGGAUCAAAUGCUUUGAUUUGGCAGCUGUUCAGAAAUCUGGUUUUAGUAUCUCAGAAGGAAGAACGCUACUGGUAUGCACACAGACAGGAGCUUAGAAAAGUCUACUGUCUUUGGUAGUUCGGAAUAUUUGGGCACACUGUCCCACUGCAGUGCCAGCAUGCAAUCUAGACUCUUAAUUUUAUUUUUGUUCAGAAAACUGUGAAUGGUUAUGUGUGCAACUAACUUGCUGCUUAGCUCAGAAAACUGAACAAAUGAAAAAUGUCACCUGAAGUUGAUAAUAAAAAGUAGGAUUUUCAGUUUUCUGAGAAAUCUAAAGAGGCAAAAAGGAACAACUUUGGCUUAGAGUCAAAUGAAGCACUUUUGAUUAAUUUUUUUAAAUCUCUAAACUAAGAUGUUCUGCAACUUAAAAGCUGAAUUUUAUUCCAGGGAUUGCCUAAUAAGCACUCCCAGCAUUUCCAAAGUGUUACUGUUUUUUAUUAAAGUAAUUAUCAAGUCUAGUUGAAUUUUCAAAUAAUUUUUCCCCCGAAUUCUCUACAGAUGCAUUUUUGGCAAACAUGAUAAUAUGGCAAGAAAACUUCCCCAGCUCUAAAGAAGGGAAUAAUUUAAUGAACCUAUUAUGCAAACAAAGAUUUCCAUAAUUAUUUUAAAAUUUAAAUAGAAGUAUUUGUACUUUAUUUAAACAAACCUCUACAUGUGAAGUGGAGAAACAUUAAGCAAGAGCAACAAUUGAAAAAAAUAUGAUUACAGUUCAAUCUCAGAACAAUUUAAGAUAUCACUAGGAGGAUGAGUACAUUAAAGAAAUUCUACCAGAUACAUCUUUAAGGUUAAAAACCUGCAACUCCCCAAACUGCCAAGUAGCCCAGAAUGACAAUUUUCUUGGGUAUAAUAUAUAUUACUUUCUAUGCAUAGUUUUAAGUGGGUUUAUAAUAUAAAUUUAUGAGAGCCCCAAGCAGCAUGUGGCUCAAGUUGCCUGUACAUAUAGGUAAGGACACUGAAGAUUAUAUUUGGCAUAUUUGUAUUGGUUGAAACUUUUCCACAAAAUUAAAUGUCCCUGAACAUUUGAAAGGACAUGGGGAAAGUACAUGGGUGAGAUAAUUUUUCUUCCAUCUCCUGCUAAUUACUCUUAGUUAGAAUGAACUAUGCUGACCUAAUGCACUUUCCCUCAUUACUUAGAUAGUUUCUUCAUCUUCUGCAUUUUGUUCAGCUUGCACACUGAACGUGGCCACAUCAGCCACCGGAUUCUCCCACGUCCUGUCACAGCCUCAUCUCAGGCUGCAGUAGGAGUGUUUUAACCUGUUAGGAAAUAGCUUUACUGGGGUUUGGAAAGUAUUUAUCCUAGUUGUAUUGGACCAAAUCCAUCCCAAAGCAGCUUCACUGGCUUCCCGUGAAAUUAAUUAAAUACCUUAGGCUUUCCAUGUGAUGGUCCCUCAGAUAAGCCAGGAGUAUAAAGAAAUUUGAGCAUCAGGUGAGGGGAGGGUAAAGCAGGAGCCUGUGGAACUGCAUUGGGUGUGUGGUACCUGUUGGGAAAAAGCUCUAGGAAAACUGUAAAAGGAAGUGUCUUCCUCCAAGCUUAGAACUGCCCUGGCCCUGGGGAGCAUUUAGGGACCACAGCUCAUCUGCAUGAGCAUUUGCACCCAUCUGUUGGCAUGGUCAAACCCUGCUGACCUGGCACUUUGGGACCAUGACACAGUUCAGGCCAAUACAAAGUCCUGGUGCUGCUGUGGCCAGAAAUGCAGGUGUGUAUUCACCAGGACACUGCUGGGCUUUUCUCAUGGAAAGCGAGUGUUUUGGCAAGAGGGACAGGAGCUGAGAAGUGUGUGCACUGGAGGAAAGUGUUGAGGAGGUGCUGGCAGUGGAAGCAGCAGAGGUGGGUUUGCAGUCAGGCUGGUGCUCAGCCACCAGGCCUGCUGGGCUUAAGGGGCUCUGUCAUGAAAAGAGCCAUUUUCUUCCGGUUUCCUGGCAUUUGCAUUGGCCUCGGGAGAGGGGUAGGACAAUGUCUGCAUUAUCAAAUAGAGAGGAAAAUGCAUAUUGUUUUAGCCAGUGUGUUAGGGAGGCAGCAGUGGCUAAUCGUGUUAAGUCUCACAUAGCCCUGCUGGUGGGACAGGCUGGUGCAGGAAGUCACUGCUCCCCAUCCCCGGGAUGGAGACAGCUCUAGAUGAGCUGUGUUCUGCACACACACCUGCUUUCCUGUUUUGAGGUUUGGAUCCAUAGUGCUGUUUUCUCCCUCCACAACCAUUCUGCAGUCAACAGUGUCUUUCAUGUUAGGAAAUAUUCCUCAGCGGCCUUGCUGAAGUUUCACCACCAAUGAGGUAUGAUGGAAGGAGAGAUUGCUAGAGCUUCAGCAGCAGAGUGCUGUUUGCCAUUUGAGACCAGUGCAACAGGGCACUUACCUGCAGUGGUCCAGCUGCGUUUCCUCUCUCCAGCUUUGGUCUGUGUUGCUGUGUAGCCAGGCAGCUCCAGGGAACUUUGGCAGCACAUCUCUCCCACACUGAGAACUUCCUCCAGCUACACUAUCCCUUCUUCACUAGCUCAGUCUGGGACAGGCCUCCCAGUGGCAUGUUUUCUUGCAUUCAGAAUUGUACGCCUGCCACAUUUUAGAAAGAUUAAUCGCUCCACCAACUGAACGCUGCUGUACCCACUUUACUGCAAUGUGCAGAGGCGCAGACAUUGGGGUGAGGAAGGGUUUAAAAACUCUGAGCACUGAUUCCUUGUCACCCCCUUGGGGACACCCUUCCUGCACAACUGUUGGUGUGAGCUACUUGGGCGACUCCUUCUGCUGUGAGGCAAAUCUUGAAACUGCUCAUAGCAGCGACUGGGUCUGGGCAGGGAACAACUUGAGGACUCAGGCUUCCUGUGCUUCUCUCCCUUUCUACUGCAGGAUGUUCUAGUUUGUUGGCAGCCCUUGAGGUGAUCAGCCUCUGGCAUAUUUCAAAACUCUUCUGUGUGGGCAACGCAAGUGAUAUUUUAGCUCAAAUCAGGGUAAACUACCAUGGUAGGUGGUAGAUCGUCUACAUUCCUUGAAGUCUUCAAAUCAAGAAAAGGCAGCUUCCCAGAAGAUGUAUUUUAAUUAAGCACAAUUUUAAUUACAGAGGUGUCUGACUGAAAAAGACCUGUGUUAUAGAGGAAGUCAGGCUAGGUGAUGUAAUUGUUCUUCCUGUCCUUAUUAUAAAACCAGAUGUUUACUGUGGGAGAGGAUGUAUUCAAUACAAGCUGUGUCUGUAUAAUGGCCUUAAAGCAUGUUAAACAUGUUCAUAUGAUUAAUCUCAUUUUUAACCCAAUUUGGGUUAAAAACAUAAUUUACAGAAAAUCACCUUUACUGAUGCAGUAAAUUGUGUGUUACCUCCUUCAUUCCCCUGAUAGCAGCUACAUUGGUGUUAGCUACCUCAGGCUGUUCCAGAGACUGAACAAUUCAGACUGUAUUGCAUGAAAUCAUGGCUUGGUCCUGGCUUUCUCUCCACAGCAUUUGUGUGCUGUGUUUCCCAGUUUUCAUCCUCAUGGUAGACUGGCUGGGGAGGGGAGGUGUUGAACCCAGAGGUGUGGAGAAAUAGUCACAAAAAAGGGGUCCAUCCAAGUUGUACCCCUGAGGAGGUAAGCUUGUGUUACUGUCAAAGAGCCUCCCCCUAUAGCUCAGAAAAGGCAAUACCUUUAAGAAAUGCAGGAUGAGUCCCAUUGUGUCUCCAAACUGUGUAUCCGUAGAUGUGUCUUUGGACUGAGUUUACAGCAUUUCUGUAAAAGUACCUUAGGCCAAUUCUUGAGCUAGGAAAGCUCCUGUUAAAGUGUGUUCUUUUGAAAUACUGCUCUAAAUAGCUUUGAAAUAACUAUUUCUCAACUUUCUUUAAAAAGAGCUUAGUAAAUCCUGCCACAAAGGAAGACUCUCCCACACUGCACAGCGCUGUGAGGCUGUUGCGUGUUCUUUACACCUACAGCAUGUGUCUCAGCAAGGGUUAUUUGGGAGGUGAGGAGUGGAUGGGGGUAGAAAGGAAUAUUAAUUAAGCUUGUUACUGCCAGAGGGUUAGUGUGCAUCAUGCACAAGGAAAUUCCGGGUGGAGCUGGGCAUGGUUUUUCUGCAUGGAAUAACUUAUCUAUUUAUCUAUUUAUUUAUUUAUGUAAGUGCUUCUAAGAGAACCACAAUUAUUCACAUAACCAAGUUUAAUCUGGCAAAUUAUUUUAUACAAAAAAUAUGGGGAGAAUAAGUAGAAGGGUUGAAAAUGCUUGUUUCAUUUUUUUUUAUAUAAUGAAUCAUUUCGAUAUUUGAAUUUCAAAGUUAUUUUAAUUUAAAAAUAAAAUAAUUAAAUAGACUCAAUUUGACACAAAACAUUUAAUGUGGGGUUCAAAAGUAUUUCAGGUCUAUCCAAAAAGAAAGUUUCCAAAUUUUCCUAUUUAAUUCCACAUCCAUCACUGUGUAUCUGGUUAAUUAAGAUCCAACAAACCAAGACCUUACAUUAGAGAAACCUUUAUAGUAUCUACUUAAAAAAAAGUUAGCAGCUAUGGAGGAAUAGGAAUCCUUUAACAUGAUGCAACUGGUUCAUCUAAAAGUAAGAGAAGAUGAUAAACCAGAAAAAUGUAACCUUCAGUGCUAGGAGCACCAUUUUAUAGUGAGACAUGUUAAUCUUACUUGGCUGUCUGUCUGUUGAAGUUGGCAGUGUCAACUGUUUGUCUAUAAAAGUUUUUUUUUGAGCAGAAGGGGAAAAUGCUUUCUGUUUUCCCUAUGUAAAAACUGGACAAAGCAACAGAGACUAUAUUGGGAACAAUUUGGUACCAGUCUGGGAGGACAGAAAAUGGAAAUCUUAUGGAGGAGGUGAUUAAAAGAUAGAUUAUCUCAUCAAUUUUGGGUUGGAACAAGAUACUCACAUGAAAAUUUAACUGUCAAACUGUUCUAUAUUUUUUGUGAAAUUAGGUUCUGUGGAGAAGAAGGGCCAGACUGGACAGGAAAGUCCUUUUCUCUAGCCAGUUCUGGGUUUGUUAUGGUCUUAGUAGCUCAUACUUUGCAUCGCACACUACACGGCAGGACAAGGGCAGCGUGUGUUAGUUGUCAUGAGGCAGCCGGGCAGGGUGACCACUGUGCUGCGGCAGGAGUGGGUGGGUGUUGUCCCUCUCCUGCCCCAGCCCCCACAACAAGAGGCGCCUGCAGAAACAGCCUGCAGACAAACAGGCAGAGAUACUUACAGACCUGGUCCUCAGUUAACAACAGCUGACCCAAAGGGGAUGAGCCCAUCCAGCAGAGGUUCUGGCUGUGCCAGGCUGCCCACCGGCGUGGAGUCAGAGCUGCUGUGAGGUUAUCUGGAUCUGUGACAUUUCACCGCAUCUGAGUGGAGUUACAAAGUGUGGGGUUUAUGUCCACCUACAACAGGGACUGCAGCACUGCUGUGGGCUGGUACCUAAACUCUCUGUGCCUCACUUCUGGAGAAAAGGCAGGGUGGAAAUUCGUGGCUGCUUUUGUACAGCACUUGGAGCCUGCCAACCGUGUGCCAGUGCUGCAUGCGACCAUUGGUGGCAGUGCUGCAGACAUGGGCUGUAGCAGAGCAAGUGGAGUCAACACCUGUCCUAUACUGUUAAUUUCUGCCAGCUGCCCAGGGGCUUAGGGCCAGGUGAAGAGCCAGGAGGUGGAUGCCGAAGGUCCAAGACCCUGCAGAGGAAAUUAAAAGUUUUAGUUACUGCAGCGGUGCUUCUCCUCUGGUCAAAGAGGGCAGGACUUGGGCCUGGCAGGCAGCCAAAUCAAUCUCCAAUGGUGAUAGAAUUACGAACAACCUCCAGGUCCAGCAGUAGUUAAAUGGCUUUUCAGGGCAGGCAUCAACCCCAGUCUAGUUUACAUAAGAUAAACUCAGUUUUUCUGGAGGUGAGGGGAGAGGAGGAGGGGUCUCUGGUCUGAAGGGGACCAAUUUAUGAGCACAGCUGCCCAGCCUGCUCCCCGUCACAUUCCCAUGGCAGUGCAGGUUCAGGCUGCCUCCUUUCCACCAGGGCUGUUGCCACCAACUGGAGCCAAAGCAUCAAGUCUCUGUGCCUGGGAAGUGGUUUUGCAGAGGGAGCACUAGUGCUGUCCCAGCUCUGUCCCUUGCAAUGCUGGCUGGGCACAGGUCUCACGGCGCUGUGGACAAGGUCAAGAGUGGCUGAUGCUGCCAGGCAGUGUCCCUGGCCCGUGGGUGAUGGUGGCUGUCGUGAAGGAGCCAGGAUGCAAGAUGUGUGAGUGCAAUUUGUCUGUCCCAAAGGCCAUCUCUUGGUGUAUGGCAGAGGAGAGGUGUGUGGCCAUCCUGUCUCUCCAGCUGCACUGCUGGGCUGAUUGGUGAGUCCUGCCACUGCUGUUAACUGGGGGCGAAGGUAAACAACAGCAACCACUUCUGGGGAACAGAAGGGUUUUUAGGGUUUACCAUUAUGCAAUAAGAGGGUAAACCUUAUUGCAUAAAUCUCAAUGAGAAUGCCAGGUAUUUUCAGUUGGUUAAUCAAGCCAAUAGCUUAGUAAUAUUUGGCAUGAAUUUCUGCCAUGUUGGAUGAAAAGGUAAACUAUUAUUAUAGUAGUCACCCAUGCAUUUAGAAUAUAUGUUGUUACUGUUGGUUUGAAAUAAGGAAACUACUUUUUCCAGCUCAGUUUACCUGACUUUGCACACAUUCACUUAACAAUAGCACAUUGCAUACCCCCAGAUUGCCAGUUUUUCAGGUAUUGCAAUUUUCUUUCGGACUCCUGUAGUCCAGUUAUCUUUCUGAUUCAGUUCAUUGUAAUGAACUACAGGUUUCACCUCCACAGUGACUCAGGAAACACUUCCUCUCUCCCUACUUUUCAGAAGCAAAUGAAAGGAAAUGGCAGGUUUUAUUUGUAUUCUGAAAGAGUGAUAAAGAAUGACAAGUCCAUUUCACGUUCAUCUCCUUUCCAUGUCUUGAAUAAUUGAAUUUGUUGAUCAGGAGAUAAUUCCUUUUUGUAGCAGUCUGAAGGUUCUUUGCUAACAUGUCUUGCCUGUGCAUGAGAUGCCACAGUCUGGAGUUUUGUCCCCUUGGAUAGGACUCUUCCUGCUGUAGCCAUAUAAGACUUUGAAACUGCUAAUUCUCACCAAGGAACCAUGUGCCUACAGUCCUGAAAAUCCAGAUAAGGAUUUCCCUUAGAUUCCUUAAGAAUUCUGCCAGAAAGGCAGAAAUCCCUCUGCCUAUGAAUUCUGCUGGAGCAUAGAUAUGUUUCCAGCCCAGACAUCUGCUGCUGCUGGCCUCAGGACUGCAUUUUGGUGUCCACUGUGCACCGCCAGUGCAAACUUUGCCAGCAACAUUAAAAGGGAAGUAUCUGCUGAAAAUCAAAGGACAAGACAUGAAUGUUAUGGCUAAUGUACUCUUCCUCAGUAGCUCUCUUAGGAAUAUAAUACAAGAGAUGUGCCCCUGCAUCCUUUUGAGAAGGCAAGUGCAUGAGGAAUUUCCAAGUGUUAUCUCCUUUAUGCUUCAUUACAGAUUACCCUUCGUUGUUCGUUCUCUCUUUUUUUUUUUUUUCUUCUCUUGCCACAUAUUUUCAGAUUUCAGAGACAGUGUUUAUCAAAGCUGAUUGUAAAGUCUUGAGCAAUUUGGAAAUAGUGAGAGGUCCAGACUCUACCAUCAGCUUUCAUCUCACCCUUAGAAGUGUUCAACAUGCCCUUGGUCAUUGCAGGGAAUCAGACUUCUGUGCUGAUUUAAUCCCAACUCAGCAUUAAGUUCACACAGUAGUUCAUACAGACUUUGGUAGUCAGAAAAAGUUAUUUAAAAAUGCUCUUUACCUCAAUGGCUUUCGAUUUUUUGUGCUGCAGCAGAGAUCAACAGUUCUCCUGUUUACUCUUUCUUCCAGUACCACAGCCUGGGUCGGCAGUGAUGGGGACAGACCUGGAAAUAAAUUAUUCCAUUGAAUUGCCAAUGUAAAGAGAGGUUUGAGAGCAUUCAAGUAAGUUAUCAUCUGUGCUAGACAGUCAGAUCUCCUAGGAACCAGAAGUUUGUGUACAUGUUAAAUUAUUGCUUCACCUUUUCUUCCUCUGCCAUUUCAGACUGAGUGUGUGUUUGUUGUACAUGUGCCUUUUUCACUAGAAGUGAAAAAACAUCAACAGCUAAGACUGGGGGUAGGGAAGACCGAGUUAGGAUCUCUGCUGUGGAUCCUUUAUUUGACUAUGGCACAACGUUGUCCUCAUUAUUCAAAAGAGGAACAGAAGGAGAAUAAAUCCGUGACAUCACAGUGGAUCUCUCAGAUAAAAACUGUGAUGUCAUCAAUUUGUAAGUGCACUUUUAAUACGCUUAAGUAACGAUCCAAAAUUGUGACAUCCCCAUUAAUACAUUGGUAGAGCCUUACUGUGUGAUGCUGUAGUAUUGACUUUUUUUAGAAAGAGACUUUAAGAAAUAUAUGCAAAUAUAUAUGUAUUUGUGUAUAAUAUUCAUGUUAUUUACUGUAAAUAUGGCUCACCUAUCAAGAAUAGAUCUAGAGUCCUAUAACAAGUGUUACUCACCUUGAAGGAAAAGGAGGAAGAGGGAGAAAAUCUUACUUGUUUUUCAAAAGGGUGUCAAGUGUCUAUGAAAAGACAUGUGCUGCUUAACAGUUGAGCCCACCCAGCACGUGUAAGAAAAUAGGUAUUUCUGUCCAAGAUGAGUCUGGUCUGUUUACAGUCAGUUCUGGUUCUGUCAGGUUCUUGUGAUGCCAUGUCACAGGUUCCAGAGGUAAGUGAGAAAUCUUAGCAAAGAUAAUGAUGGAGCAGUCAGCAACCAGGACAAAUUUCUCCCAAACUCCACGGAGUUUGGACUUGAUUAAUCAGUUUUCAGCAUAUUGCCUUUUCAUUCUCUGUAAACAAGCCCUUACUGCUAUAUCAGGAUAAAGUGAACAGCAGUGCAUGAUUUUCCUCCUCUGUAUCAGACCUCACUUCACUCAGCUCUAACCUUUCCUCUCUUACCCACUUCUAAUCUGUUCCAGUCUUUUUGAUCUCUCUGUCUCCCCACAUGGAAAUCUUUUCCAGCUCCUAUCAUUUUUAGCAUCUGUCCCUGGAGACAGUCCCCUUCAGCAUCACUUGAUCUGAAACAGACUGAAGGGAAAGUUUGCAUGACCAGGAUAUGCCAUAGGUUUACUGAGCGGUGCUUAAACCUUAUAAGCUCUGCUUUUCUCCCAGCAGUAUGUUCUGACAAUGUCUUUGCUUUUUUAGCCACCCUGUGAGCAGACCCAUUGUCACCUCUGGGAUAUCUGUCCUUUGUGGUUAAAGCUCAUCUUGCAGGAACCUGUUUUACAGGCAGUGAAGCCAUGGAGCCCUGCUGCCAGCACGCUCACCCUCCUUUCCCCAGUGCUCCAGCUGGGAACGUGGUCAGGCUGCCAGCACAUGAGAUCACAUCCAGCACGGCUACUCCCUGGAAGCCAAAGUGUUGCUUAGUAACACACUCAUGGAAGUACCAGAAGCAUUUUUCAAUCUGUCACAUUGGCAAAAAAACACUGGCUUCUUGAUUUAGAGGCAUUCUGCUGCGCAUAGCAGGGCUGUGCUCCAUUACCUUGCAUCCAGCAUUAUCUGCAAGUGAGGAAACCAACCUUCCAGUUAAUGGAGGGGCUGGGGAGGAGGAUGAGGCACAGAAAAUAUUCGCCUAGGUUUGCAUGUGAAGCCUUUAGCUGGUUCUCCUGGCAUCUAGUCCUCCUCUUAACUCCCUUCCCAUAGGAGUUAUUCCCUCCUUAUGAAAGUGCACUCCAGGGUCCUAUAGCAAUUGGCCAAAAAGGACCCUGCAGCACCUUCAUCUAUUAUGAGACAUCACUGCAAUAAAACAUGGUGUGUCAUACAGAAACUGGAUGAGGUAUUGCAGUAUUUAUGUUGUAAGCCUCAGUGUCAUGGACAAUUGCUACAGAAUAAUGUAUGUCUUUUUUUAGUGCAGUGGAGUCACAGCAGCUUCAAAAGAGCACACAGAACACAGACCAUGGGGGGAUUACAUGGUUUCCUCAGUUAUUUUCGUAUUAUUGUGUUACAGAGAAUUAAGUGAAAAACAUCCUCUCAUUUAAAAAUAGAAUCUAAAGGCUUUUAGGUUACUUUCCUUCUUCUUCUAAGAAUAAUUUAAUCUGGGAGCAAAACAUCCAAGAACCAUGUUCUGACUUCAGAGGCUUGCUCCUUUAUGUGGCACUGUUUUAUCCUUAAAAAUGGCUUCAAAAAGUAAUUUGAGGGCUUUUAUUUGAGCUACCUUAUUGAUUUUGCUAUCAAAUCUCCUCAGUUUUGAAGUGAAAAGGAAUUUUAAACAAUAUCUAUCUCUGAGCUCCACAGGCCACCUCGAAUCUUCCCAUCCUACUCCUUACCAUUAGAGAGGUGGAACCAUAGUCUGUGUCCAGACAAGCCAUUUCUGUGGCUUGUCUCCUGUUGUCUGAUUGUGGCCUGAAAGCCUUCUGCAAAAAACUGAAGAGGUAUUAUAAGGGUCAUGGAAGGUCCAGGGCAGUCUGAAAACACAGUUGUUAGACAAGUGUUCCCAAGAGGAUCUUUUGGUCUUCAGAGAGUCUCCUACCUGAGACAAUGCUCAAUCCAGUGGUGAUUAAAUCAGUGAGGUUUGUUUCUUGUGCAAAGCUGUUUCAGUGCAAGGGCAGUGACACACACAACAGUUCAGGGCUAAAGCUUGACUCAGCAUAAAGAUGAAAAAACAUCCUACAACAGGAGAAGGUCCCAACUUGACUUCUGAGGUCUUUCUGAGGAAGUGAGUACAUUCCUGUGUUUUUUCCUAGUCUAAUGGGUACAUUUGGGUGUGGGAUAGAGCAGCUUUCAAGUCUUUUUCAUGUAGUUGCAUUUUUAGUGUACGUAGUUUAAGAAAUACAGAAAGUGAUAAAAAUGUUCCUGAUGGUUGGUAUGUGGCCAGCGUAGCAGCACUUGAUGAACCACUGAGGGUCCAAGUGCAGAAGGGUCUACAUCACGCAAACAUUCAGAAUUAACUGGCUUCUCUAGGGGGCAGGGAACAUUUUUUGGCAGGGGAGACAAAGCCUGUGAAAGCCUAUACACAUUUUAAUUCCUAGAACUGGCAGUGCAAGCUCAGGACUGAUGGAAAUCUUGCUCUCAUGAUGCUUUGCUCUGCGGAAAGAGGAUUCAGAGAAGCACUAAGUGACAAUGCAUUGUUUGUUUUAAAAGUAGCAGGGUAUCUAUUUCCAGUCUUCUAAUACCUUGACCUUGAAGUUUGUUUGUAAUUAAAUAGUCUUGUCUUCCCAGCUAACCACUGAAGCAAAAGAACUGUUGUUAUAAAGACAGUGGACCAAGGAAGAGCAGGUGGACUGGGUAACUUCUAUGCAAUACUAAGAAAGCACAUCCGUUCCCUGCAUUCCCAGGGGAAGAACACCUCUUUCUUCUGCACAUUCUGCAAGAUAAAAUCAUUUGAGCUGAGAGAGAUUUAGAGCCAGCAAGUUAGUAAGCUACAAAGCAGGGGAUAUUCUAUCAUUUUUUCUUCUUGCUGUUUAGUUCUUGAGGGUUCUAUCUGCUCCUAUAUUCACAGCCUUCUUUUCAACACUGGGGGUGCUCUAGGUGAAAUCUGUCUCACCUAACCAGCAUCUGCCUGCCCCUAUGGAAAGAACAAAAUGUGGGCUGGAACCUUCCCGACUUCCUGGUGGUACAGACCCCUUCCUAUACAAGGUACAUGUGUAUGUUGAGUGAUUGUAUCAUAGUAGCUUUUGUAAUGCAAUAACUGUCUGUGGUGCGAAGACAAUGUGGUUGGAGAAAACCUGGAAUACUUAAAACUUACUAUGAAUAGAAAAAUUCAAAUCAAUGCAAAGGUAAUACAUCUGAAGAAGUUUUCUUACUCUGAUCCACUACCACGUUUUCCACAAGAUACCAGCCUCUGUAUCCCUUAAAUACCCUUUUACCCUCUUUGCAGCAGAACUUGACUUUUGUGUCUUUACUUGAGGCUGGAGUCAAUGGUGUUUGGUUUUUUCAUAAUGUGCUGAUGAAUUGAAAAGCCAACCUUGACAUGGGUUUGCCAACCAAAAUAGUGUAAUGCUAGUCAGUGAAUAGCUUGGAGGAGUUGUGGAUGCUGCUGACUGAAGUGUGCCAUUGGAAUUUUGGUCUUCUGGGCAAGAGUGAUAAGAGGUUUUGUAUUGAUGCUUGUGAGAAAAGCUCAGCAGUCUCAGAUAAAACUGAUUGUCCUGUUAGUCACAUUGUAACUACAGAGGGAAGCCUGAACAACUGAAUGAGGGAAAAAACAAGGCCUCUUCCCUGAAGAGCACCCCAGAUAUCACACUUACAUUAGAGAAAAAACCCUUCUGUGACUGAUCCUGGGUUGGCAAGCAGAUGGGCUCUGAGAGCUGGAGAGACACAUCACUGUAGCAUCUUUAUCACGGUGUCUUUGAUUAUGUAAAUGUACCAGAAUAGGAGAGAAUUCCUUUCAAACUCCUUUUCAGCUAUGUAGGCUACCUCCAGAUUGCCUGUUGCUACCCCCUGUGAGGCCUCACUGGAGUUUACACUAUGCUGCUUGGUAUUAAUUUACUUUUGGUGGCCACAGACUAAGGUUACAGGUUUGGGAACCGGUACAUAAUUGCAAGGACAGCUUCUCGUGUUCUUUUUUCCCCCUUUCCCUCCUUUGUAAAGUGUGAACCGUUCUUUUGAACUCUGAAGUGACUGUAUCGUUACAAUGUGUGUACGUAGAGAUUUGUUUUGACAUGGCUUGUGUGAAGGACCUUUGCUCCUCUUAUCUCACACUCAGUUUUAUUAAGUGCUUGAUAGUUUUGCCAGCCUUUUGUGGGGGAGGAGACGUGAUGGGGUGGGUUAUUCCACUUCAAAACUUGGCAAUUUUUGAGGGAAAUUUGCCCAGCUUUACCUAGAGUGGUAUGAGAAGUCAAGGUGCUCUCAACUGUUCUUCAGUCGUCCUGAUCUGAUUUCUUCCAGGAUAAACAGAUCAGUCUUGAAACCCUCAGAAAAAUAGGUUGUUUAAUGCUAUAAGCCAGCACUGACCAAGAAGGCCCAUCACUUUGCCAUGCAUGGAAACAUGCAUGAUGUUUCUUCCCUCAUCUGUAAGUGUCUAUCUGAGCACAGAGUGAAUCACAUCCUUUGCUUAUGAAAACUGACAUUGCUCCAUGGAUGUUAAUGGAGCUACCACAGCUUACACCGGCCAAGGAGCAGCCCUUCUGUGUUUUGGUGGUUAGGAAACCCGUGAGUGAAAUCCUACAGGGGUUUGAGAGAAGAGGGCAAUGUGUGUUGGAAACCUCUCAACUUUGCAGGAUUUCUUUGGUAUUCAUACACAUUUGCAAGAAUGUAUUCCAAGCAUCUUGUACUGUUAUUAGUAACUUGUACUGUAGUUUGUUAGCAGUGUUAACUACCUACGUAGCUAAUAUUCUGAUGCAACUUAGAAAAAGUGUAAACAAUGGCAGCAAACAAGAGUUUAGAACUUGUAUGUACUUUUUUUUAUAUUAAAUCACUUCAAUUAAAAGUACAAGAAAAAACA